Molecule: messenger RNA, 2082 nt
Organism: Gasterosteus aculeatus aculeatus (three-spined stickleback)
Lineage: Eukaryota; Metazoa; Chordata; Actinopteri; Perciformes; Gasterosteidae
Product: protein-tyrosine sulfotransferase 1
Biological process (GO): peptidyl-tyrosine sulfation
Cellular component (GO): Golgi apparatus
Molecular function (GO): protein-tyrosine sulfotransferase activity
Source: RefSeq, a predicted model, not a curated record
GCCCUCUCAGCGGCGGAUGCAGCCCGACUUCUCACGGAGCGAAGUUAACGUCACACCGGGGACCAGCAGCGAGGCGUCGUGUGGUCCCGAACAGCGACAGAUAGCUUCACCGAAUGGUCGAAAACAUCGAUGCGCGCGGAAGAGCUACGCGGAUCAAGAUUGUCGUUUUUUGUUUUUUUUUACCUCCUCUCCUCUUCGGAUUUCGCCACUUGCACAGACGCCGACAGGAACGAUGGACGGGAGACGCGGCCGGCAGCAGCGCGCAGCGGGCCGGGCGCCUGCUCUGGGACAUCAGGGCUGAGAACCAGCAGAGGUCCGAGGAGUUUCUCCUAGGACGCUUCCAACCUCCUGGCCUCCCUCAGCUGUUUCUUCUCGCAGUCGUCCCCAUCAUCCGGGCCGUCGGUGCGUCCCUAAAUCUUGAACUGAAGCUCUGACCUUCACAUCUGGUUGAGGGAGUGUGUGGAGGCGCGGGGCGCUGAAAACCGCUUCAUGUGCGCCUGAAACGGAGCCAUGAGGAACACCAGGUCGAGCCUGCUGCUGGGCUGCAUGCUCCUCUGCUCUGCCUCCCUGAUCUACCUGGGCAUGAGCGGCACAGGCUGCCCUCCGAAAAGCCAUCGGUACCGGUGGAUGGAGCUCAACAUGGGCUCGGCCAAUCAGAGCUCAUCCCUGAACGAACAUUUGCCCGAAGACACGCCCCUCAUCUUCAUCGGGGGCUUCCCCCGCAGCGGCACCACGCUGAUGCGCGUCAUGCUGGAUGCCCACAUCGCCGUGCGCUGCGGGGAAGAGACCCGAGUGAUUCCCCGCCUCCUGGCCAUGCGGGCCACCUGGAGCCGCUCGGUGAAGGAGCGGAUCCGGCUGGACGAGGCCGGCGUCACCGACCAGGUGUUGGACUCGGCCGUGCGAGCGUUCCUCUUGGAGGUGAUCGUCGGCCACGGGGAGCCGGCCCCUCGCCUUUGCAACAAGGACCCGUUUGCCUUGAAGUCUCUCUCAUACCUGUCACGCAUCUUCCCCAAAGCCAAAUUUGUGCUCAUGCUGCGAGACGGACGGGCGACCGUCCACUCCAUGAUAUCCCGCAAGGUGACCAUCUCCGGCUUCGACCUGACCAGCUACAGGGACUGUCUGACCAAGUGGAGCAGCGCGGUGGAGACCAUGUUCAGCCAGUGUCAGGCCGCCGGGGAGUCCACGUGUCUGCCCGUCCGCUACGAGCAGCUCGUGCUGCACACGGAGGAGGAAAUGAGGAAGUUGCUUCACUUCCUGGAGCUGCAGUGGGACCCGUCGGUGUUGCACCACGAAGAGUUGAUCGGAAAGGCAGGUGGCGUGUCUCUGUCCAAGGUGGAGCGCUCCACGGACCAGGUGAUGAAGCCGGUGAACACGGACGCCCUCUCCAAGUGGGUCGGUCACAUUCCCUCUGACGUGAUCAGCGACAUGGCUGAAAUCGCCCCCAUGCUGGCUCGCCUGGGCUACGACCCGCACGCCAAUCCGCCCGACUACACGAGACCGGAGCCCGCGUUGUCUCCGUUCAACUACUCACAGAAUUUGAAAUCAGCAGAUACUCCACACCCCAGUUGAACGAAAGAGGACAUUUGGGCUUCGGUGCUCCACGAUAUCGAUGCACCUUAAAGACAGACUUCCUGUUCAGUAGUAAUUACUUUUCACGGGAAAACAUUUUGAAAAAUAUCAAUAUUUAGGGAUUGUUUGUAAGACCAAAGUGCGGUGUUCGUUUCUGCACACUGUAGAGACUCAUCGAGUGGUUUGUCCACUACCUGCUCGAGAUGUUUUCUCCAACGCGUCCUCCGAGGUGAACCGACAGUAUUUUACGCCGCGCUUUGCUGCUCCGUCUCCCCUCGUACCCGAGGGAAUUUCUAUAUGUCUGUAAAGUUGUAUGAUUCAGCACAAAUGUGACUUUGGACUAGUGUUUCACUUACUGAGAGUUCAGUCAGCGAUCAUGAAGCAUAAUGACUGUAUAUUUUUAAAGAUGUAUUUUUAUUUUUUAAGUAAAUUAUUUUGUUGUCGAUCAUUCAGGAAUCUAAAGUUUUUUUUAUCAUUGUAUAUUCGUGAUCAUGAAUAAAAAGAGUACAUGUC